Molecule: messenger RNA, 1272 nt
Organism: Vicia villosa (hairy vetch)
Lineage: Eukaryota; Viridiplantae; Streptophyta; Magnoliopsida; Fabales; Fabaceae
Exons: 4
Coding region: 1-1272 (423 amino acids)
Molecular function (GO): protein dimerization activity
Source: RefSeq, a predicted model, not a curated record
AUGGCCAUAAGUGAAGGGGGUCCUGUAUUCUUGAAAGUUGUGGAUACUUCAGGUGAAAUUAAAAGUAAACACUACAUAGCUGAUAGGAUGGCUGAACUUAUACAAGAAGUAGGAGAAGAAAAUGUGAUCCAAGUUAUUACAGAUAAUGCUCCUGUAUGCAAAGCUGCAGGAAUGGUCAUUGAAAGUUCAUGUCCAAAAGGUUUUUGGACUCCUUGUUUUGUGCACACAUUAAAUCUUGCAUUGAAGAACAUAUCUGCUGCCAAAAAUACUGAAAGAAAUGAGGUAGUAUGGACUGCAUGUAAUUGGAUUACUCAAACUGCUGAUGAUGUUUCUUUUGUUAGAAAUUUUAUCAUGAACCACUCUAUGAGAAAUGUCAUUUUAAAACAAUUCUCCACUUUCAAAUUACUUGAUGUUUCUGACACGCGUUUUGCAUCUUUCAUUGUAAUGUUAAGAAGAUUUAAAUUCUUCAAGCGUUCUUUGCAAUCAAUGAUUAUUAGUGAAGAAUGGAAUUCUUAUAGAGAGGAUGACACGGAGCCUAUUUAUAAUAUGGUUAGAGUUUGUGAUAUCGAUGCAUCCACACUUCAUUUGGUAUGUGAGAUGUGGGAUUCUAUGAUAGAUAAGGUGAAGGCAUCAAUAUAUAGGCAUCAAGGGAACGAUUUAAAUGAUACAUCAAUAUCACCAUUUUAUAGUGUUGUUUAUUCGAUACUAAUUGAUAGGUGGACUAAGAGUUGUACACCUCUCCACUGGUUGGCUCACUCUCUAAAUCCAAGGUAUUAUAAUGAUGAAUGGCUCAGUGAGGAUCCAAAUAGAGUUUCUCCACACGAGGAUGAAGAGAUAUCUACACAAAGGAAUAACUAUAGAUGGGUAUUAGGCCCCAAAUCUUGGUGGGUUAUGCAUGGUUCUCCCGCUCCUCUUCUUCAAAAGCUUGCCUUGAAGCUUCUUGUGCUACCUAGCUCUUCAUCUUGUUGUGAAAUAAAUUGGAGUACCUAUUCAUUCAUUCACUCUUUAAAAAGAAACAAAUUGAAUCCUAAAAGCGUUGAAGACUUGGUUUAUGUGCAUACAAAAUUGAGGCUUUUGGGUAGGAAAUGUGAAGAAUACAAAAAAGGGAGUACUAAGAUGUGGGACAUUGGUGGAGAUGCAUGGGAAAGUUUUGAUGGUGUUGUAACUCCUGAAGUUGCAUCAUUGUCUCUUGAUGAUCCAAAUUUGGAAGCCACUCUAUUCACCGAUAAUGGCGAAGGAGGAGACGACAUUGAUACUAUAUCAAUAUCUUAG